ACCUUGCCCAAUAUCAAAUACCAUCUCCCUGUGCCCCACACCAUUUCCGAGUCAAUCAACUCUUGACUGCUUUCAUUAAGUUUGGGGAAGGAACAAGAGAGACUCCGUAAUGGUAAACAGCUUUCCUCUUGUCCUCGGCGCUCAACAACCGUGCGAUUCAUCGUAACGAGAUCUCUCCAUGGCUGAACUUGCGUUAUAUCAUGCGAGGAGCACCUACAGGGUGUUCCAUCUUUCCCAUCUUUUGAACCCUUCUCCCUUCAGUACUGCCUCCCAACUGUAACAUGGAAAUGCUCCAAGCUUCCCCCUGACCGACGAACGGACCCCGACAUCUGGCAUUCCCCCUUGGUGUUUUCUCUGUUCCAAUCCAUCUAGAACCUCCAGAUCGAUUGUGACAAGUGAUCUAGGAUGAGGGCAUCAUUGGACGCACAGGAGCACGAAAGUCUCCUUAUCAAACUAAUUUAUCAAGCUCGAUCCGAAAAGUCUCUCACCGAUGGCACCGAGAAGAUUGACCAGCAUGUAACAUGGCGAAAUCUACCAAACAAGAAACAAUUGUUAAUACUUUCACUUUGUCGCCUGUCAAGUCCACUCUCCAAUGCUUGCCUAUUGCCAUACCUCUACUUCCUAGUCAAGUCCCUUCUAUCCGAUCCGGAACAUCCCUCCGCUCCACAGACGAUAUCGCAACGUACUGGAUUCCUUGUCGCGGCGUAUCCACUUGGCCAAGUUCUUACCAGCAUUUUGUGGGGACGACUUUCUGAUAUCUAUGGAAGGAAACCAAUUAUUCUUAUUGGAAUAACAUUGAGCGUUCUCGCAAAUCUCUCUUUCGGCUUUUCAAGAGGCAUCGGCAUGUUGCUAUUCUGGAGAGUAGUGGCUGGCAUGGCUAAUGGCAUACUCGGCGUGAUGAGAACGAUGACGGCGGAGAUCGUCAAGCAUCGGAAAUACCAGCCUCGCGCAUUCCUUGCUCCUCCAGUGGUUUUCAAUUCCGGAAGGGUCGUGGCUUUGGCGAUAGGAGGGUGUCUUGCCGAUCCAGUGAAGAACAUUCCAACCUUGUUCGGUCCAAAGGGCUUACUGAAUCUUUCGAAGAGUCCAGAUGGAGUCAUAUGGGCAAUCAAGUAUCCCUAUGCACUCCCAGCGAUGUUUAAUGGUGUCGUCUUGGCUUUAUGUUUGCUAGUCGCUAUAUUUUGGCUAGAGGAAAGCCUUCAAUACCAGGAACGACAUCGCGACACGAGUGUGGUAUUUGGACAACGACCUUUUGGCCAUUGGAGAAGAAGGGUCGAUCAUCGUGAAAAUCGUGGAUACCUUGCGCUUCCAAUAGAAGAUACUGAGAGUACUCCACAAAGCGAUCCCACCAACAUUGGAGCAAGCUCUGAUAUCGCUCGUACAGGCCCAGCUCAACAAGACGCGCCGCCACUUCUCAAGAAUAUAUGGACCUGGCAUUUGUUGAAAACCCUGGUCGCAUUUGGUCUGUUACCGCUCCACAACUCCACCUUUCUUCAUCUCUUUCCGGUCUUUCUAGCCAUGCCCAGUGUGACGACAAUUCUUCCGACAGUUUUUGAAUUCUCCGGAGGACUUGGGCUGUCCUCGCCAACCAUAGGCCUCUUCCUCGCAACUUUCGGCAUAUUUGGCAUAGUGCUUCAGCUUUUCAUCUACCCUCGAAUUCAAAAGCAUGUUGGUAACCUUGGUAUUUUUAGAAUCGCUAGCGGCAUCUUCCCAGUCGCAUAUCUCCUUGCGCCAUAUCUGGCUUUGUUGUCGGAGGUCUCGAGCCUAAAGUGGCCUGCCAUGGCUGUUAUCCUGUUUCUUCAAGUUCUUGCGAGAACCAUGGCGAUUCCGAGUAGUGUGAUAUUACUCACCCGCACAUCGCCCACAAAGGGCGUACUUGGAACGGUUCAUGGUGCAGGCAACACCGUGAGCUCUUUGGCAAGUGCAAUUGGACCCGCGAUUGGCGGAGUGAUUCUUUCUCGUGGUAUCAGACGGGGGUCGGUCGGCCUUGUAUGGUGGAGUUGGAUGUGUGUUGUGUCGUCAGUUACGUUGGCGUGGGCUUUUGUUCUUGAUAGAACAGAGAGCGAAGAUGAAGAGAAACGUGCUACUGGGGUCCGCGAGGUUGAGCUCAGGUAAUCCGUUGCAUGGUAAUUUAGAUACUAAUUCUUCACGAAUACCUAUGAACAUACCUCUUUCUUCCCUCUCCUCUCUCCUAUACACUCUCACACACCUCACGGUUUUUCUUACAUGAACUCUACACAUACACACACUCUCUCUCACUUACAGUCUACACUCUAUACCCUCUCUUAGGAAGGUCUCUCUCACAAUACUCUUCCCUCUCAUAUAACACUCUCCCCUCUCUUACAACACUCUCCCACGAUACUCUUAUAACACUCUCUCCCCUCUUACAACACUCUCCCACAAUACUCUUAUAACACUCUCUCCCCUCUUACAACACUCGAUCUCAACACUUACCCCUAAAGGGAAGGAUAAUAGGAAAACCGAGGCCUUCAUAGAACUAUUCUAUCAAGCUAUAGACUCAGC
Messenger RNA from Aaosphaeria arxii CBS 175.79, 2520 nucleotides. Its product is annotated as MFS general substrate transporter. Gene Ontology annotation, biological process: transmembrane transport. NCBI's taxonomy places the organism in Eukaryota, Fungi, Ascomycota, Dothideomycetes, Pleosporales. Gene Ontology annotation, molecular function: transmembrane transporter activity. Bases 406 to 2112 code for a protein of 568 amino acids. The transcript has 2 exons. The record is from RefSeq and is a predicted model, not a curated record.